AUGAGGAAUCACGGUUUUGUCGUAGAAGAAGAAAGAAGAUGUCGAGUGGCUCAAGAAAUCUCCACAGGUUCAAGCAAUCACAGAGUAGAUAAGGAAGUCCGCUGUGAUUGUAAACUCCCUACAAGAAUUCGUACCUCCAAGACCAAAGAUAACCCUGGAAAGAAAUUCCGAGUGUGCCCUAACUCAUUGGGAAAAAGUGUAAAGUUUGGGAAUGGAUUGAUGAAGAACCUGAGAAUAUGA
Molecule: messenger RNA, 240 nt
Organism: Lactuca virosa
Lineage: Eukaryota; Viridiplantae; Streptophyta; Magnoliopsida; Asterales; Asteraceae
Source: the annotation of a GenBank genome assembly